Molecule: messenger RNA, 1875 nt
Organism: Cucurbita moschata (crookneck pumpkin)
Lineage: Eukaryota; Viridiplantae; Streptophyta; Magnoliopsida; Cucurbitales; Cucurbitaceae
Product: polygalacturonase-like
Exons: 7
Coding region: 1-1875 (624 amino acids)
Biological process (GO): carbohydrate metabolic process
Molecular function (GO): polygalacturonase activity
Source: RefSeq, a predicted model, not a curated record
AUGAACAAUUGUAUCAUUAAGUUUUCUUUGUCUCUUCUUGUAAUCUUACAUGUUUUUCUUUCCCUGCUACUUUUGUUUUUUAACCAUGCCUCAGCCGCUGAAUUAACAUUCAAUAUUAUUACUCUUGGAGCUAAGCCUGAUGAAAAGACCGAUGCCUCGCCUAUGCUUCAAACGGCAUGGGCUAAGGUCUGUGACUCAUCUGAACCAGCCACUAUUUAUGUUCCCGAGGGUAUAUUCUUCGUUCGAAGUGUGAGAUUUAAUGGGCCUUGUAAGAACAAUGCUAUUACUGUUCUUAUUGAUGGAACUCUUGUGGCUUCCUCGGACAUUCAAGUUUUAGCUAAUUCUAGUUCUUGGAUUUCGUUUAAUCACAUAAAUGGGCUUUCCAUUACUGGCGGUAUUAUUGAUGGGCAAGGAACACCCUUGUGGAAUUGUAAACACUCACGGAAGAGUUGCCCCAUUGGAGCCAGGAGUCUUCAAAUAAAUGAUGGAAAGAAUGUGAACAUCAAUGGAUUAUCUUCAAUUAACAGCCAAUUGUUCGGCAUUGUUAUGAAUCGGUGCCAAAACGUGCAUAUGAGUAGAGUGAAUGUCUUGGCUGCGGGCGAUAGUCCAAACACUGAUGGCAUCCAUGUGCAACAAUCAUCUGAUGUGACCAUCCUCAACUCGAACAUUGGAAACGGUGACGACUGCAUCUCCAUCGGUCCAGGGACAUCCAACAUGUGGAUCGAAACUAUUACAUGUGGGCCUGGACAUGGAAUCAGCAUUGGGAGCUUAGGGAUAGAGGCUGAGGAGGAUGGAGUGCAUAACGUUACCGUGAAAUCAUCUACAUUCACGGGGACUCAGAAUGGAGUAAGGAUUAAGUCUUGGGGAAGACCAAGCAAUGGAUUCGCUACAAACGUUCAUUUUCAACACAUUACUAUGGAUAAUGUGAAAAACCCAAUCAUAAUCGAUCAAAAUUAUUGUCCACAUCUCAAAGAUUGUCCUGGUCAGGAUUCUGGAGUUAAAGUUAGCGAAGUAACAUACGAAGACAUCAAGGGAACUUCAGCCACUGAAAUAGCAAUCAAGUUUGAUUGUAGUCCAACAAAUCAUUGCACUGGAUUAAACUUGAUAGACAUAAACCUAACUUAUGAGAAUCACAUCGCUAAAGCUUCAUGUAAAAAUGCUGAAGGAACUACCUCUGGUGUGGUUGAACCUUCUAGUUGUUUAGCACCCGCAAACUUUUAUCCAUAUAAUAUAGACCCUUUAGGCGAGGUGAGCUUAAGUCAAGCUACAGGCUAUCACGGUCAUGCUUGUCCAUGGCGUGUUGCCUACGGUCGCAUGUCAGAUGUCCCCAUCAUGCUUGUUCAUGACGCUAAGGCAUGUGACUCGUCUGAACCAGCCAAUAUUUACGUUCUCAAGGAUAUAUUUCACGUUCGAAGUGUGAGCUUUAAUGGGCCUUGUAAGAACAAUGUUAUUACGGUUCUCAUUGAUGGAACUCUUGUAGCUUCCUCAGACAUUCAAGUUUUAGCUAAAACUAAAUCUUGGAUUGAGUUUAGUCACAUUUCCAUUACUGGUGGUAUUAUUGAUGCGCCAGGAACUGCCUUAUGGGAUUGUAAACGCUCAGGGAAGAUUUGCCCUACGGGAGCCACGAGUCUUCAAAUAAAUGAUGCACAAAAUGUGAACGUCAAUGGAUUAUCUUCAAUUAACAGCCAAAAGUUCAACAUUGUGGUGGAUGGGUGUCAAAACGUGCAUAUGACAAGAGUGAAUGUCUCGGCUACAGACGAUAGUCCAAACACUGAUGGCAUCCAUGUGCAAAAAUCAUCAAAUGUGACAACUCGAGCAUUAGCAACGGUGACGACUGCCUCUCAAUCAGUCCAGGGACCUCCAACUUGUGGAUAG